GGAAAAAAAAAAAUCAAGAUGUGAGGAAAAAGAAGGAAAAAAAAAAAAAAAAAAAAGUUGGUAUCUUUUGGGUCACUCUUUUGUUUCCCUCCCUGCCCGCGCCCGGCUGCUGCUCCUCUCCCCGGUGCAUGGCACAGCGCAGCCCCGUGUGCCCCUGGGGCCCCAGAAGCAAUAAGGGAGGAGAGGAGGCUGCGGGGGUGCUGUUAGUGGGGGGAGCAGAGCCCCCCACCUCUGUCCUGGUGGUGGUCGCUGUGUAAGGCAGCGGAAGAAUCAGCGUUUUUUCUUUUUUCCUUGGGUUCAUUUGUUUGUUUGAGUUUCGCCACCAGAAGGACAGAGGCACGGGGAGCGGUGCGGGACCUCCCUCCUUUCCCCCUCCCCGCCCCCUCUCCCCCACAGCCCCGCAGGGACAGGCGAUCUACCAGUAAGCGAAGAGAGAGUUCUAUAUGUGAAAUCACUCAGUGAUUUAAAGCACCCGGACUGCUCCCGGCCACCUCCCGCAAGAACAGUUCCUAUUGUUUAAGGGUUUGGUUGUGUUUUUGUUCUGUUUCGACAUCCCCUCCCUUCUCCCCCUCGGAGAAAUAUUGUAAAUAUAUAUUUUUUGUUGGCAAUUUAGAGUCCAUCUCUGAUGUUUGUGCUUUAAAAUUAAAUGUAAGCAUUAAGGGUUAAAGCAAACCAUAGCGUGCGCUCUCUGCGUUGGGGCUCGGGGGGGCGCACGGCGGGGCUGCUUGUUUCUUUUUUGUUCGGUUGUUUUUCGUUUGUUGUUUCACUGUUGUUCUCCAGAGGUGGUUUUGGAGAUCUUUGCUCCUACGGCAUUACUGCGGUGAUAGGCGAGAGGGGCUGGGAGGGCCUCCCAGAACUGUUCUGUUCCUCAGGGUGGAUUUUUGGAAUUAAAAAAGUUGAGGAAAACGAAAACACACAACGCAGCGUCUGAGCUCUGCCCCACGGCUGGGGGGAGGAGGGGGGCACAUCCCCCUCUGGGCCGCGCGGGCCCUCACCCCCUCCCUUCUCGCACGCCUCGGGCCCAGCCCAACGCACUUCCGGAUGCGGCUACUUCCGCUUCCGGGUCGCUGCUGGGGUCGGGCCGGUGCCGGCCUCGGCCCCGCGCAAGAUGGCGGACCUAGAGGCUGUGCUGGCCGAUGUGAGCUACCUGAUGGCCAUGGAGAAGAGCCGGGCCGCGCCCGCCGCCCGCGCCAGCAAACGGAUCCUGCUGCCAGAGCCCAGCAUCCGCAGCGUCAUGCAGAAGUAUCUGGAGGACCGGGGCGAGGUGACGUUCGACAAGAUCUUUGCACAGAAGAUCGGGUACCUGCUGUUCCGGGACUUCGCCCUCAACCAGGCUGAGGAGGCCAAGCCCCUGAUGGAGUUCUACGAAGAGAUCAAAAAAUACGAGAAGCUGGACUCGGAGGAGGAGCGAGCCACUCGGAGCCACUACAUCUUUGACCAUUACAUCAUGAAGGAGCUGCUGGCCUGCUCCCACCCAUUCUCCAAGAGUGCCACAGAGCAUGUGCAGAGCCGCCUGAGCAAGAGGCAGGUGCCCCCAGACCUCUUCCAGCCCUACAUCGAGGAGAUCUGCCAGAACCUGCGUGGGAGCAUCUUCCAGAAAUUCAUCGAGAGUGACAAGUUCACACGGUUCUGCCAGUGGAAGAACGUGGAGCUGAACAUCCAUCUCACCAUGAAUGACUUCAGUGUGCAUCGCAUCAUCGGCCGCGGUGGCUUUGGGGAGGUCUACGGCUGCCGGAAAGCGGACACAGGCAAAAUGUAUGCCAUGAAGUGCUUGGACAAGAAGCGCAUCAAGAUGAAGCAGGGUGAGACGCUGGCCCUCAACGAGCGCAUCAUGUUGUCCCUUGUCAGCACUGGGGAUUGCCCAUUCAUCGUGUGCAUGUCGUAUGCUUUCCACACACCUGACAAGCUCAGCUUCAUCCUUGACCUAAUGAAUGGGGGGGACCUGCACUAUCACCUGUCCCAGCAUGGCGUCUUCUCGGAAGCAGAGAUGCGCUUCUACGCAUCAGAGAUCAUCCUGGGCCUGGAGCACAUGCACAGUCGUUUUGUGGUGUACCGUGACCUUAAGCCAGCAAACAUCCUCCUGGAUGAAUUUGGACACGUCCGUAUCUCGGACCUGGGCCUGGCCUGUGACUUCUCCAAGAAGAAACCCCACGCCAGCGUGGGCACCCACGGCUACAUGGCCCCAGAGGUGCUGCAGAAGGGGGUGGCAUACGACAGCAGCGCCGACUGGUUUUCACUGGGCUGCAUGCUCUUCAAGCUGCUCCGUGGGCACAGCCCUUUCCGGCAGCACAAGACAAAGGACAAGCAUGAGAUCGAUCGCAUGACCCUCACCAUGGCUGUCGAGCUGCCCGACUCCUUCUCCCCUGAGUUGCGCUCAUUGCUUGAGGGGCUGCUUCAGCGUGACGUCAACCAGCGGCUGGGCUGCAUGGGGCGUGGCGCUCAGGAGGUGAAGGAGGAGCCCUUCUUCAAAGGCCUGGACUGGCAGAUGGUGUUCCUGCAGAAGUACUCCCCGCCUCUCAUCCCGCCCCGAGGUGAGGUGAAUGCAGCUGAUGCCUUUGACAUCGGCUCCUUUGAUGAGGAGGACACAAAGGGCAUCAAGCUGCUGGAGAGCGAUCAGGAGCUGUACCGCAACUUCCCGCUCACCAUCUCGGAGCGCUGGCAGCAGGAGGUGACCGAGACAGUCUUUGACACCGUCAACGCGGACACGGACAAGCAGGAGGCACGCAAGAAAGCCAAGAACAAGCAGCUGGGCCACGAGGAGGACUACGCCAUGGGCAAGGACUGCAUCGUACACGGGUACAUGUCCAAGCUGGGCAACCCCUUUCUGACACAGUGGCAGCGCCGCUACUUCUACCUCUUCCCCAACCGGCUGGAGUGGCGUGGGGAGGGCGAGUCGCCGCAGUCCCUGCUCACCAUGGAGGAGAUUGACUCAGUGGAGGAGACUCAAGUGAAGGAGCGCAAGUGCAUCCUGCUCCGCAUCCGUGGCGGCAAGCAGUUCGUGCUGCAGUGCGAUAGCGAUCCCGAGCUGGUGCAGUGGCAGAAGGAAUUGCGGGAUGCCCAGCGCCAGGCCCAGCAGCUGCUGCAGCGGGUGCCACGCAUGCAGAAUAAGCCACGCUCACCUGUGGUGGAGCUCAGCAAAGUGCCCUUCCUGCAGCGCUCUGCCAAUGGGCUCUGACCCUGCGCCCUGCCCCCCCUUCCCACCCUACUUCUAAUUUAUUGGGUUGGGUCCCGCUCCUUCGCCGUGUCCCUGAGCAGAGCUCUAGGAGGACACCUGGUGCCAGUGCCAUCCCCGUGCCCACGGUAGGGCACAGCCAUGGCGUCGCUGUCCUGAAGCGGAGCUGGCACUGGACAUGCAGCACUGCUCCCUGAUCCGGCUGAGAUGAAGGCAGUCCUGUGCCCCCCUCCCGUCUGCUGUCCUGCUCCUGGUCCAGUGCCCCCUUCGCCACCAGUGUGUGCCAAAUGGGGCACCGCCCUGUGCCCCGUGUGCCCCAGCCCGGCUGUGCCCGUCUGUGGGUGCCAAGUCCUCGGUGUGAAUGAUGGUGUGCAUGCGUGCCCAGGGGGCGCCCUGUAAAUACUGUGCCAUGGGCCCCCUGCACCCCCUGAGCCGGCGGGUGAGCAUGGAGGAGGCAGCUGGGGGGGAGAAGCGGGGACGCAGAGUCUGUGCCCGUGACCCCAGCGCAUGGCACCAAGCGCUGUGCCCCCCGGCUCUCCCUGCUGUGCCCGCUAGCAUCUGUAAAUAUGAGCGUGGGGAGGAGCAGCGGGCAGGGCACGGCUGCGAGUGAGGGUUGAAUGAGGAGAAACGUGAGAAUGCAUUAAA
Messenger RNA from Lagopus muta (rock ptarmigan), 3817 nucleotides. It is a transcript of the gene GRK2, whose product is annotated as G protein-coupled receptor kinase 2. Gene Ontology annotation, biological process: G protein-coupled receptor signaling pathway; regulation of the force of heart contraction; regulation of signal transduction. Gene Ontology annotation, molecular function: G protein-coupled receptor kinase activity; G protein-coupled receptor binding; ATP binding. The record is from RefSeq and is a predicted model, not a curated record. Bases 1109 to 3175 code for a protein of 688 amino acids. NCBI's taxonomy places the organism in Eukaryota, Metazoa, Chordata, Aves, Galliformes, Phasianidae. The transcript has 21 exons.